AUGUUCGCGGCACGAUUACGGGAUGAGAAUGCGAUCCACGACCAGCAGACGGCGGCGGCAUCGAAGCCAUUAAACGCAGGCGUCAAAGGACUGGCUCCCAAGACACCAGCAAAGACGCCAUUCAAGAGCAACAGGAACGAUGAGAAUGCGACACAAUUAGGCGGGAAGACUGGAGCGAAGGGCGGCAAGCUCGACCGUAGCGCUUUCGUGACUCCAGCCAAUCCAAAGGCACGCGCACCCCUCGGAAACAAGACGACGAACGCGAAAGCGCCCAAGACGCCCUUACUCGAUGUACCGAACAAGGAUGGCCAUGGUCAAGCCAGCAAUAAGCCCACAUCACCACGUCUCCGCCGCUCCAAGAUCAAGGUCCACGAGACCAUCGAGUCUGCAGAAGAUGUGCUCGCGAAAGAUCCAGAAGAGCGCGAAACCGAAUACAUGGCGCCGCGUGAGGUACCGAUGAAAGACGACUAUGAAGACUUCUGGCCAAACGAAUUGAAUCUGGACGUCCUCAAAGGCACUAAUCUCACGCGCGGUUGGUGGGGCGAGUAUGGCCCUCGCAAAGACGAAGACGACAGCGAGCUCAGUGAUUUUGGAGAGAAGUGCAGAAAGCUUGAAGAGGUACAAGAGAAAGGGAAGAAGGCGAAAUCUGCCGCGAAGCCUGUAUCGCGUACAGCUGCUCCACCCACGAUUCGAGCACAGAAUGCUGCAUCAGCAUUAGGCAGCAAGACGACCGUACCACGAUUCGCAGCACCCACAACCGCAGCCAAGGCUCGUCAGCCUAUCUCUUCUUCGACGACAACUGCGAAGAAGCCAACUCCGUCACUGUCAAACCCACGCUUCGCAGCUGCCAAAGCCGCAUCAAAUACCACUUUGGGAUACUCGAAAGGCCGUGCCGUCUCAGCUUCUGCCCGUCGACCACUCUCAGAUAUCCAUGCGAAACGACAAAACACUGCAUCCAAGGAGCCAGAGAAGGCCAUCACAUCUCUGGAUGAAUUGCUCGGCUUGAAGCUUGAGACUGCUGAAGAUGAUGAGGAUGAUGACGACCCGUUCGCUGUUCCCGAAGUGGCUUCUGAGGAAGAAGAGGAGGUCUUUCAGCUUGAUUCUGUCUAA
This is a messenger RNA of Pseudocercospora fijiensis CIRAD86, 1110 nucleotides long. RefSeq lists its product as uncharacterized. The transcript has 2 exons. NCBI's taxonomy places the organism in Eukaryota, Fungi, Ascomycota, Dothideomycetes, Mycosphaerellales, Mycosphaerellaceae. The record is from RefSeq and is a predicted model, not a curated record. Bases 1 to 1110 code for a protein of 369 amino acids.